AUGGCCUUCUCGCCAUUUGUUUGUGAUAAAGGCUUUAAUUUCUGCUCACCGCAUUUGCCUGAACCCCGUCAGUCAACAGCUGGUGCAGCAUCCCUGAGUCAGAGCGAUCUUGGUACCGGCGUAAAAACUCUCGAUGAGGAACCUGGUUGCCUGGGCCCAGCUGAAGAGCCCCUCCGGAGCGUGCCAGGAGCUCGACCACUUGCCUUAGAGACAGUUGGGGCAAGUUUAAUCGAGUCAGGCCUGCUUGGAACGCGGACAAUGGAAUCAUAUGAAGCAGUUGUUGCCUCGGAAUAUUCGGCAGCCCAAGUGUCUGUAAGUUCACAACAGAACGCAUUAAAACAGUGGCCAUUAUCAUGUUCAGAGUUGGGAGGCAGCAAAGGGUGA
Messenger RNA from Protopolystoma xenopodis, 384 nucleotides. Lineage: Eukaryota; Metazoa; Platyhelminthes; Monogenea; Polystomatidea; Polystomatidae. The record is from the annotation of a GenBank genome assembly.